Molecule: messenger RNA, 1488 nt
Organism: Entamoeba invadens IP1
Lineage: Eukaryota; Evosea; Mastigamoebida; Endamoebidae
Exons: 1
Coding region: 1-1488 (495 amino acids)
Molecular function (GO): ATP binding; ATP hydrolysis activity
Source: RefSeq, a predicted model, not a curated record
AUGACGCAAAGUCCUCCUGUUAUGUCACUUUUCCACAAUUUAGUCGUUUCAGAAAACAUCACAGAUGUACAGUUUGCCAGCCUCCUCGACCAGGUUGAUUCGUCAAAAGAUCCUCAUAAAAGAGAGUAUAUUUCCUUCCUCCACUCAUCCUUCCUUCAGUGCGUGAAGCCCUAUGACAUUUCGACUCUGCUUCGUGAUCCAGAGUACGUAAAGGCUGCAACAUGUGGUGCGGCGUUAUUUUCCGUUCCGAAGAAAGAGGAUACUAAAGAGGUUCAGAGACCUUUACUUCAAAAGCGGGAACCUGUUUCCGUCAAUCCGCCUGUUUCUCGUAAAGUGGUUAUCGACGAAGAGGUUCCGAAGAGUACCGACAUUCCAGCAUUUGUGACUGCGUCCGACAAGUUAACAGCAGACAACCUGAAGAAAGGGAUUAAGCCAAAAAGGAAGUUCCAGCCACCGUACAAGAAAGACGACAAAGAUGAGAAAGACCAAAAACAGAAGCCUUUACCAAAAGAGAAAAAGAGUGGGGAGGAGGAUAUCAUAAGUGACGUCAAUGGUGUUCCCCUUGACGAUCCACGACUCGUUAACAGUGAUCCCCUCUUGCUCACCCGAAUUGUUCAUGAAAUUCUCGACUCAUCACCAAAAGUGACUUGGGACGACAUAGCUGGUUUAACCCAAGCAAAGAAGAUUGUUCAAGAGGCGGUUAUCUGGCCAAUGCUUCGUCCAGAUAUCUUCACAGGAUUACGCGCACCACCAAAAGGAAUUUUACUCUUUGGUCCGCCGGGGACAGGAAAGACGCUGAUUGGGAAAGCAGUCGCGUCUGAAUCCGACGCUACUUUCUUCAACAUCAGUGCCUCUGCGUUAACUAGUAAAUGGAUUGGCGAAGGUGAGAAGAUGGUGAGGGCACUAUUUGCAGUGGCUUCAUGUUAUGUCCGUUCUGUGAUAUUCAUUGACGAAAUCGACUCAUUGCUCUCAGCAAGAAGUGAGACUGAGCACGAGUCGUCGCGGAGACUGAAGACUGAGUUUCUUGUCCGACUUGAUGGAGCGGGGACAACAACGGACGAGAGGAUUUUGGUCGUCGGCGCCACAAAUCGGCCACAAGAAAUCGAUGAAGCAGCGCGUCGGCGGUUAGUGAAGCGGUUGUAUAUUCCCUUACCUGAUUUAGAGGCACGAAAUGUGCUUGUAAAGACAUUAUUGAAGAAAGUGAACAACAAGAUGACAGAUGAGGAGAUCAGUAAAAUCGGCAAUUUGACAGACGGGUACUCAGGAAGUGACAUGAAGGAGUUAGUGAGGGAUGCUGCGUUUGGACCGAUUCGAGAGUUAAAUUCAAACAACUUGAACAUCAUCGACGUCAAGACUUCUGAGGUGCGUCCAGUGGAGGUCAAGGAUUUUCUUGAGAGUUUGAAGUCCAUCAGACCGUCCGUAUCCCAAGACGACUUACUUCUCUAUGUCGACUGGAACAACAAGUUUGGAAGUGUAAAUUCGCAGUAA